AUGUUCCCCGCGCAGGACGCCCUGCCCCGCGGCGGGCUGAGCCUCAAGGAGGAGCCGCUGCUGCCCGCUGGCCUGGGCUCCGUGCGCUCCUGGAUGCAGGGCGCGGGCAUCCUGGACUCCGGCACCGCGGCGCAGAGUGGCGUGGGCCUGGCUCGAGCACAUUUUGAGAAGCAGCCCCCCUCCAACCUCAGGAAAUCCAACUUCUUCCACUUCGUACUGGCCAUGUAUGACCGGCAGGGGCAGCCUGUGGAGGUUGAGCGCACAGCGUUCAUCGACUUCGUGGAAAAGGACCGAGAACCUGGGGCAGAGAAGACAAACAAUGGAAUCCAUUACCGCCUCCGGCUGGUAUAUAACAAUGGGCUUCGGACAGAGCAGGACCUCUACGUACGUCUCAUCGACUCCAUGUCCAAGCAGGCCAUCAUCUACGAAGGGCAGGACAAGAACCCAGAAAUGUGCCGAGUGCUGCUCACCCACGAGAUUAUGUGCAGCCGGUGCUGUGACCGGAAGAGCUGUGGCAACCGGAAUGAGACGCCCUCAGAUCCGGUCAUUAUUGACAGGUUCUUCCUCAAAUUCUUCCUCAAAUGCAACCAGAACUGCCUGAAGAAUGCAGGGAAUCCCCGAGACAUGCGCCGCUUCCAGGUGGUGGUGUCUACAACGGUGAGUGUGGAUGGACACGUACUGGCUGUGUCGGACAACAUGUUCGUGCACAACAAUUCCAAGCACGGCCGCAGGGCCCGCCGACUGGACCCUUCGGAAGCUGCCACCCCGUGCAUCAAGGCCAUCAGCCCUGGGGAGGGCUGGACCACGGGAGGUGCCACCGUCAUUGUCAUCGGCGACAACUUCUUCGAUGGGUUGCAGGUCGUGUUUGGAAACAUGCUCGUGUGGAGCGAGCUCAUCACGCCCCACGCCAUCCGGGUGCAGACGCCCCCGCGGCACAUCCCCGGGGUGGUGGAGGUGACCCUCUCCUACAAAUCCAAGCAGUUUUGCAAGGGAGCCCCCGGCCGCUUUGUCUACACAGCUCUGAAUGAGCCCACCAUUGACUACGGCUUCCAGAGGCUACAGAAGGUCAUUCCCAGACACCCUGGGGACCCUGAGAGGCUUCCCAAGGAGGUGCUGCUGAAGCGGGCGGCCGACCUGGCGGAGGCCCUGUACGGCGUGCCCAGCAGUAACCAGGAGCUGCUCCUGAAGCGCGCGGCGGACGUGGCCGAGGCUCUGUACAGCGCCCCUCGGGCUCCCGCUCCGCUCGGACCCCUGGCCCCCGGCCACGCGCACCCGGCCGUUGUGGGCAUCAAUGCCUUCAGCAGCCCGCUGGCCCUCGCCGUGGGGGACGCCACGCAGGGUCCUGAGCCGGGCUACGCGCGCAGCUGCAGCAGCGCAUCCCCGCGCGGGUUCGCGCCCAGCCCUGGCUCGCAGCAGAGCAGCUACGGCGGUGGCCUCGGAGGCGGUCUUGGCAGCUACGGCGCACCAGGCGUGGCCGGGCUCGGGGUGCCCGGGUCCCCGAGCUUCCUCAACGGUUCCACCGCCACCUCGCCAUUCGCCAGCCCAGCCCCGAUUGUAGGUGCUAACCAACUCACUCUGGCUUCUUGGAGUGAGGCAGCUCAGAACUGGGUGGAUGGGCAAGGUCUGGAUUUCAUGGUCAUGCCCUCUAGCCCCCCACUGGCGGCUGCCUCCUCCAUGUCCCUCCCGGCUGCUGCUCCCACCACCAGCGUCUUCUCCUUCUCGCCUGUCAACAUGAUCUCCGCUGUCAAACAGAGGAGCGCCUUCGCGCCUGUGCUGCGCCCACCCAGCUCCCCACCCCCGGCCUGCCCCAGAGCCCACGGAGAGGGGCUUCCAGAUCAGCCUUUUGAGGACUCUGACAAGUUCCAUUCUCCGGCCCGGGGGCUUCAAGGCCUGGCAUACUCCUAAUUACGGUCUGCAAGUGUCGCCCCCACUGAGCCCAGACUGGAAGAUCCUGCAGGACUCAUACCCAUGCCCUGGCUGAUGGCACAAACAUACAGGGCCAGUGCUGUGGGCAGACCUCAACCCCUGGACCAAAUGGGAGAGGAACCCUCUGUGCUCAAGGUCCCCUCAGCCCCUGCAGGCUUCUCUCACCUCUCUCUCUUGGGGCUGCCAGGAGCCCCGGCACUGUGCUGACGCUCUUGGCAGAAGAGUGUCCCAGGGAGGUGCUGGGAGGCCAGGCCUCCCUCGCUGGGCUGGUUCCUCUGGAAGAGGUAGAUUUUGUGCAUACCAGGAAGGGGAUGCGAGGGGAGCAUGGGAUCGGGACCAUGGGAAAGAGGACAGCUCAGGGAGAGGUGACCUGGAAAGGUCCUGGUUGCACCUGGCCCAUCUCAACUGACCCACCAUCCCAACUUCUCUCCAGUGGAAAGGGAGGUGCCCAGCAGCGUCAGAAGGCCAUCCAGGCUCCCAUGGAGCUUCCAGUAGUUGCUGGACCACGUGGCCGCCCCCCAUUCCUUCAAGUCCUGCACACUCAUGCUUGCCACAUCAUGCCUUUUUGUGGGGGCCUCGGCAUGAAGGAUGCAGAAGCGGGGGUACCAGGACUUCUUGCCUGGGGGGCUUCCCCCCAGGGGAUGUCUCAUGAACUCUGGCCCCAUGCACAAGCAGACUCUGGUUGGCCCCAUGAAACUGUGGCCUCACAUUCUGCUCUGCUAAGUCUGGAGAAAACAACAAUAAACCAGAUGCAGGCGGCCACCUGGCCUCUCUUGCCUGCUUCCUUGGUGUGGGACUGCUUCUCUCAGUGGCCCUGCAGCUCUCACAGGGGCCCCCUCAGCUUCUCGCACCUUGGGCUUUGUAGACAGUCUCAGAGUUGAGCUGACUGGCUGUUUCCUGCCCUGUGUCUACUCUUUGGUCCUGUGUGUUGGAGGGGAAUAGACUAAUAAGCCUGAGGACCCAGGAAAUGGGUUCAGCUCCCAGAGCUAUGCAUGGGGACACAAUGAGACCAUGGAGGACUCCGUCCCCUACAUGUCCAUCCAGGACCAAGAUGGGGGUUGUCAGCAAGACAUUGCUGGGAACCAGGACAAAGCAGGUCAAAAACUACCCAGAUGUACAGAGAUCCAGAAGUAAGAUCCAGACUCAGGCUAGAAGCCCUUAACUGGGUUUGGUGGGACAGCUUCUGGCUCCCAGGAGCGUCCCCUCAAACACACUCCAGCCCUUCAUGCUUCCCCCCAGGCGCCCUCUGGCUCUCCUGCUUCAACUGGAAAGGAGGAUGUUAAAGAAAAUUGCUAGGCCCAUUCACUCACCCCACCCCAAAAGAAUCCCAGUUACCCCCAUUCGUUUUGUUACUGGGCAAAGGUCUGGCUGUCUUUUUUGACUCACUACUCAUUGGGCUAAGGGUCCAGCCUGGACCUCAGUAUUUCUUUCUUCUUCCUGGCACUUCUAGACUCUGACUUUCAGAAACCCCAUCUCUCCCAACCAGUGUGUCCAUGCCGUGGGACAAACACUGUUGCCAAGGCAGAUGGGCUGGUCCUGUCCUUCAGGGGACCACUUCUUUCUCUGGUAUUCUUAGCCAACACCCAGAGUUCCUCUCACCUGGGACUCAUGACAGAAAGUUGUCCUGCCUCUGGUUGUUGAGCCCUAUUCCCAGCGCUUGCAUGGCCUCCUCAUCAGUUCUGGCUGCACAAACUGUGUUCCACUCAGCUCUGAGCACUUCCACUGCCCAGGGCCCUCCCAGCCUGAGCCCUGCACAACUCUAGUCUGCACUGGACAUAGUGGUAAGUGGAUGGUGGUCACACACUGGUUCCUGGGAUGAGACAAGUGUCAUGAUCAAUAUUAAUGAGACAUGAUAUCUGUCCACAAUGAUCCCACCAUAUUGUGUAAGCUACCAUUUGAGUCAACGCUGCCUUCUCUCUCAUCCAUACACAAAAAAAAUUCCAAGUAGAUUGUAAAUCCAAAUGUGCAACCUAAGACAAUAAAACUUCAUGCCCCUGAAGAUAGAUAGAAGCUUUUGGGGCAGCUUGA
Molecule: messenger RNA, 3954 nt
Organism: Chinchilla lanigera (long-tailed chinchilla)
Lineage: Eukaryota; Metazoa; Chordata; Mammalia; Rodentia; Chinchillidae
Gene: Ebf4
Product: early B-cell factor 4
Exons: 18
Coding region: 1-1905 (634 amino acids)
Biological process (GO): regulation of transcription by RNA polymerase II
Molecular function (GO): DNA-binding transcription factor activity, RNA polymerase II-specific; RNA polymerase II cis-regulatory region sequence-specific DNA binding
Source: RefSeq, a predicted model, not a curated record